AGACGUCCGUUAGAGGCAUUUAAGCCGCCCCAGGAAGUGAUGCUGCGAUGACGUCGAAACGGGGUCAGAGGCGCCGCAGGGAAGGCCUGGCGCCUGGCUCCACACAGGGGCUCUCCACGGUAGUGUAGCCAGUGUAGCGAGUGUAGCCGGCGGACCGUACAAAGCGCCGCGCCGCCGCUUUGCCAGCUUUGGCAGCUUUGGCUUUGCCCCCGGAGUUGCCGGAGUCAAGAAAAGCCCUCGACCAGCCGGCGCACUCCCCUCGUCCGUUUCGUUGGACUCUCCCGGCGCGUUCUCCCUCUCCCCCCUUCGAGCAACUCCUGACGUCCUGACUACUUCGGGGAGGGAAGUCGAGCGCCGCUAGCGUUUUGUCGAGAAAGUCGUCGUCGCACUGUGGUCGUCCAUGGCGCGUCCCUCGUUGCGGGGCGGUGUUGUGGGCCCGAGUGUCGCGGUCCUAACCCAGCGCGGGCCGAACUCAGCGAGGGCUGCAUAGCAGACCGCCGGGAGCGCCGACGCCAGCGCGUCGACGCCGCAACACUCCGGUCAGGGCACAGCUGCACGAUUGAUGGAUGCCGAAGACAUGACAUCGUCACCCCCACGCCUUCCUCCUGUGAGCGGGGUGUUGGUUACUGCGAAUCCGUCGGUCGUGCGUCCCGUGGCAUUCCGGGCGUCGCACGGCGGAAGCAGCAGCGCCCUCCCGGAGGCCGGCAGUCACGUGGCCGACGAAGGCAGCUCCAGUAACGGCUCAGUGUUGAGCUUCCCAGAAGAUGGCCGGCGCCCCCCGGCAGGCAGCUGCCACUGCUCCGGCCACCGCUCGGCCCCCGUACUGGAGUGGGGCCAGGGGGCCGCCCAGCGCUGGCGCACGGCCUUCUACCCCGCCCACGCAUCCAGCCAGGGCACACCGCCGUCUCUGUGUACGGUGUUCUUCCACCAGUCGAUGCCGCAGGUGGGCGCCGACAGCCGGGGGUCGCGCUCGAGCAGCGGCGGCCCCGUCGACGGCGUGCUUGACUCAGGCCACAGCUCGGCGCUGCUGCCCGAAGACCGGACACCGCCGUCGCCCAGCGACUCGGGCAUCGCCGAGCUCGAAGCGCAGCUGCGCGAGAAGGACGCCGAGAUUGCGCACCUGCGCCAGACGCUGGAGCAGAACGAACAGGCCAUCAUAAGGGUGUACGAGGAGAAGGAGCAGGCCUGGCAGAGGCGCAUGGAGGAGCUCAAGAGCCUCUACGAGGAGCAGCUGACCCAGCAGAGGCUGCAGACCCUAGCUGCAAACGUCUGCACCCACCACCCAGAGGAGGAGGAGAGCUGGUGGCUGCCCUCACAGCUGGACAGCGAGGUGGCCAAGCUCACAACCCUCAUGACAGGCCACGAGGUGCCCCAGCUACGGCUCGAGCUGCGCCGCUGCCGGCGCCACCUGCAGCUGGCCCUGCAGAGCUUCCGGGAAGAGCGCCAGGCACGCCAGGGCAGCCACGGGCAGAGCCGGGACCUGCUGCGGGCCCUCUCCCGGGUCCAGCUGUUGGAUGGCUGGUCCGAGUCGAGCUGUUGAGUCUGUGAUAACGGCCAGUGCCUUGCCCAGACUGGAAGCGGGGAACACGCGCAACCGCCCCGUUUCUUUUUCCGGGCACACUUUGCCAAAAGCUUUGUUUUUCACUUCCCCUCUGUGCAAUUCAUGGACAGUGCAUUUUGUCCAGCUGUGCUGCUGGUCGAGCGGGCUGUGUCGCCUCGACAUGUUCCGUUUUGCUGUGUUUAGCCAAAGGUCCGGUCUGCUGUCGUCAAAGUAUAUCUCUCCCCAUAUGGCAUUGUUUCCGCGUUGACAUUAAAGAAAAAGAAUGUUAAACGAAUAUGCUGACCAUAGAAGUUCUAUGGACAUUGCUCCGACGUGUCUCUAUUUUGUGGGCAUUUGUGCGAACAGUUGUCGUAGUUCCUGUGUGCUUGCUUGGCUGCAUUCUUGUUUGGUUUACCCAGCGUUCCGUCGCUUUGUGUUUGGGCAGAUCUGGGGCCCAUGUGCUACUCACUGCCAUUCUACCAAUGCCAUUGGAAACGUGCGUUGGCAAUGUGCGCGGCAAACGCAGUGUCUCCAGCGUGUAAAUAAGUGGCUCCCCGUGUGCCAACAAAUCUGAGACUUCUUUGUCCGUGUACUGCCAUCGCGACUUUUGAUCACAAUUAGUGUCAUCUGAAAACAUACUGUAGCCACAUUUUAUAAACCUACAUAAAAGAGGAGAGCCAAGCGACUUAAACGAUGAGAGGAAAGAUGAAUGUACCAAUGAAUCUACCAACAGCAUGAUCCAAAAGAACAGUGCUUUCCCGCUGUUUUUGGUUAUUGUUACUCGAGUUAUCUCAAUACUCUUUAUUUUUAUUUUGUCAUCCCAUCCAACUAGGCUCCAAAGUUUACAAACACCAUUAGUGUGGUGCUUUCAGAGAAACUGUUUCAUUGCCACCACCCUACAACAAAGCUGCAGAACCAUUUUCGGUGCAUUUACUGUAGGGAAAAGUUAUGUAUGUCUUGUUUGAGGAAAGUACCUGCUUAAUAAAGUUGCAUAUCAUGUUCA
Molecule: messenger RNA, 2543 nt
Organism: Ixodes scapularis (black-legged tick)
Lineage: Eukaryota; Metazoa; Arthropoda; Arachnida; Ixodida; Ixodidae
Product: leucine zipper putative tumor suppressor 2
Exons: 4
Coding region: 563-1540 (325 amino acids)
Source: RefSeq, a predicted model, not a curated record